AGGGCUCAGAGCCGUGGCGGCGGCGGCGGGGCUGGCGGGGGAAGGCUGCGCGGCGACGGGAUGGGCUCGCCGGAGCCCCGCGCCCCGCUGGCCGCCCAGGACGACGACGAGGCGGCCGAGGCGGAGCAGGAGGGAGGCGGCGAGCUGGACUCGCGGAGCUCGGCGGGCGACGCAGGCGGCGAGCGGCGCGUCGACAAGUUCGGCUUCCUGGUGGCCGACGGGCAGGACGCCGGGGACCCUCCGGAGGCGCCGGUGCAGGAGCUCCCGUUGGAGGUGCUGAGGCAGAGGGAAUUGAAAUGGCUGGACAUGCUGAACAACUGGGACAAGUGGAUGGCGAAAAAACACAAAAAGAUCCGUCUGAGGUGCCAGAAAGGAAUACCCCCUUCUCUACGUGGCCGGGCGUGGCAGUACCUUUCGGGGGGCAAAGUCAAGCUGGAACAGAACCCUGGACGGUUUGACGAGCUGGACCUGGCUGUCGGGGAGCCCAAGUGGCUGGACGUGAUUGAGCGCGAUCUCCACCGCCAGUUUCCAUUCCACGAGAUGUUUGCUGCUCGAGGAGGCCACGGGCAACAAGAUUUAUUCCGGGUCCUGAAAGCCUACACUCUGUAUCGGCCGGAGGAAGGGUACUGCCAGGCCCAGGCGCCCAUAGCUGCGGUGCUGCUGAUGCACAUGCCCGCCGAGCAAGCGUUCUGGUGUCUUGUGCAAAUAUGUGAGAAAUAUCUUCCUGGCUACUACAGCGAGAAGCUGGAGGCCAUCCAGCUGGACGGCGAGAUUCUCUUCUCGCUGCUGCCGAGAGUCUCCCCACCGGCUUACAAGCACCUCAGCAAGCAGAAGAUCGACCCCAUCCUGUACAUGACGGAGUGGUUCAUGUGUGCCUUCUCAAGGACCCUGCCCUGGAGCUCCGUGCUGAGAGUCUGGGAUAUGUUCUUCUGCGAAGGCGUCAAGAUCAUCUUCCGAGUGGGCCUUGUCCUCCUGAAAUACACCUUGGGUUCCUCAGAGAAGUUGAGAUCCUGCCAAGGGCAGUACGAGACGAUGGAGCAGCUGAGAGCACUGAACCCCAAAAUCAUGCAGGAGGCUUUCCUUGUGCAAGAGGUCAUAGAGUUGCCAGUGACGGAGCGCCACAUCGAGCGGGAACACCUGAUCCAGCUGAAGAAGUGGAAGGAGACCCACGGAGAGCUGCAAUGCAAGUGCCCUCCCCGCUUCCACGGCGCCAAGGCCAUCAGGGACUCUGAGCCGUACCCCCACGGAGCCCUGGAGCCCUCUCCUUCCAUCAUCCUGCCCCCCGGGGCCACCCUCUCCCCCAAGGGCCGCAAGAGCAAGCCGCGGAAGGGCGCCCCCAAAGGGCCGGUAACCGCCGGCCACCAAGCCAACGGCCCUCUCCCCGAAGAAAACGGAUCUUUGCUGGAGCCCGACUCUUCCCCUCUCCAUCGGUCCAAGGAGAGCCUUAGUUCCCAGGAGAGCGAGGACACCUAUCUGUAGGGGUGGGGAUUGCACUUUCUAGAUAUAUCGCGCGCACACACACACACACACACACACACACACCCCUCUCCCUUCUCCCAGACUGUCCCAGUGAGACUCUCUUGAUAGGAAAAGGGCAGCUGGGUUUGUAUGGAGGGGGGAGAGCAAUUUGUCGGAAGGCAGGCGGGUAAGUAUUAGGCCUUCCGAUGGCCGAAGGAAGGAAUCCUGUAUGAGUUUGGCACCCCUGGUUGGAGUGUCUCUGCUGUCCUCUGCUCUGGCGGGGGGAGACAUUCUCGAGGCCUGGGGACCACUGAGGUGCCCCCCUCCCUUUGCUUCAGGGGAAAAGGUUAGAUUGGCCAGAAUCACACAGGUAUAGAAACAUAGGAAAGGGAGGUGGGCUACCUAUAGAUCACUAAAUUACAGGUGUGGGUUUGGCUCAGUCUAGGAAUAAAUGGAGGCCGUCCCUUUAACUCUGACCCUGCCCUCCUCUUCCUCGGUGGGAGGAAGGGCAAAAAGCUCCUUGAUUCCUCUCCCAGGGGGCGGGGGACUGUGUCCCACUUUCCCUGCGUCUAAUUGCCCUUCACCCUCGAGUCUUAACAUUCCACCCUCGAUCCACCCGUGAGCGGAGAACCUGUUGGUCUUCUCUCUCAGAUGCUACUACCUCUCGGCCCCUCUCUGGCGACUUCCAAAAACCUACCACCGGCUCUUGUCACAACCAAGCCCAAGCGAUGGGAGCUGUAGUCCCAUCCGGAGCUUCACCCCAGCAACAAGGUUCUCCAGACGCGACCGUCACCUUGGCGCCCCGGUUAGGGGGGCGGGGAGCUCUAAGUUGAGCGGACGGAGUUAGGCGGGGGGGGGGGGACCCUAACUCCCUGCCUCGUUCUGUCUCGUUGCGCAGGAAGAAUUUUGACUUGGCGGCCCUGUUUGUCCUUCCGCUCCCCCGCGCGGCCCACCGCGGGACCCAUUUCCGCUCGCAGAGACGGCAUAUCCAAGGCGCGAACGCUUCUCUCCUCGGGGCCGCUGCUCAAAGUCAGCCCGCUAAAAAGAAUUCCUUUCCUGCUUUAGCCACGGCGUCUUGUUUUGUGUGACCAAAUCCCCCAUAUGCUGUACGGACCAGAAAUGCUGAUUUCCUCCCCCGCCGCUACCCGCCCCCCCUGGUUCUGGACCAGAAGGAGCGCUGGCCGAACAUUCCGAUAUUUGCAUAUGAUUUUUUGCAAGCGGUUUCAGCUGCCCAUCCUCUCCUCUCUCAUUCCAGCGCUGUGGUUUUUCUCUUUUUAAAAAGCACUCCGUUUUCCAGGACACUAAAAAAAUCCCCCCUUUAUUAUUAUUAUUUUUGCUCCCACCCGUCUUUAGCCAAAAUGGCGACAAACUUGGCUGGCCUCUCGUUUUGUUGGGGGCAACUUUCCCCAAGUUACAACUGAGUUGCUCGGAGUGGCAGAAAACCUCUGGCUCCAUCCCUCCGUGAUGCUAAGGCCCCUCCCUAAAACGACGUGGAAAAUAUUAACGUCUAGGGGUUGUUAUUUUUUUAGCCUCUUGUUAGCCAUCCGGCUUUCCUUUUUCUUUAUUUCCCCAGCACACACAAGAGUUUAAUUUUUGCAGGAAGCCAAAGUUGGGGUGACGGGAGCGUCCGUGGUUUAUUAAGGAGGUGCAGGAAGACCCUCCCUCCCCCAACUUCCCCCUCCCCUUUUGUGGCAUAAACUUGGUUAGUUAGGGGAGGCGCCAAGGAACACUUAAAAAAAUAAAAAGAAAUUCUUGGCGUAAACAAAAAUGUAUAUUUGGGGAGGAGUGCUACACACUGUUUCCUUCUCCUGCACCAGAUGACGGCCGAUGGGUAGGAUUCAAUGUAUGUGGAUGACGAUUAUUUUUUAAAUCAAUUGCUGGAACUGUUUUGUACCAAGAGGCGAAAUAAAACCGGAAUUAUGUAAA
Thamnophis elegans (Western terrestrial garter snake) is the source of this 3384-nucleotide messenger RNA. RefSeq names its product TBC1 domain family member 10A (gene TBC1D10A). Bases 61 to 1479 code for a protein of 472 amino acids. The transcript is spliced from 9 exons. NCBI's taxonomy places the organism in Eukaryota, Metazoa, Chordata, Lepidosauria, Squamata, Natricidae. The record is from RefSeq and is a predicted model, not a curated record.